CCUGUGGCGCGCAUGAUUCAUACCACGAAAAAUGAUCAAAAUUUCCGUUCUACGCGGGCAAGAAUGAUAAAUGCUCAUUUUGGGGAACUUAUUAGCAUAAAUCAUCGGAAAAUACGACAAACCAGUCACCCACAUCUGUGCUUUAAAAGUCAAACGCAAAGUGCGAAAGCCUCCGAUAUGCGAAAGUGAUCACACGCUCGUAAAAUGCCAGCCCGCCACUUGAGCAUCGCGUUUAGUAAGUCGUUGGUGGAACAACAACUGGCAGAACAAGUUGUUCGGCAGGCAGGUGAUUCGUUAGGCAAAUUGAUGUCUCGCACCUUAGCAGCUUGUUAAUUGUGACGACAGUCGGGCUAAUUUAAUUACCCAUUUCAAGGAUUUGAUGGGUUAUAUUAUUAUUACCUCAUAUUAAUAAAAUGAGGAAGAUUUUUUAUGGAAUGGACGAGAAAGGAUGUUGCAAUAUUAGAUAAGCAUGACAUUCUCCAAAUGAGCAAAUGAUCGAUUAUCGUCGAAAAACCUUGACAUUUAAUGAUAUUUUGCAACGAAUUUAUGAUUCAUUGUUCUUUCAUUCUGAUAAGAUCUUCGUAUUUCUUCAUUUUUGGCUCUUUUAGUUUAGUAAACAAUCUCAGGAUAACUUUUUUGUCAAUGACUCAACCAACUAUCCCUUUCGCUGAUUAGUAGUCACUUUAAACAAAAGCAGGCCAAACCAUUAAAAGGCAGAUGUUAGAUUUAAAUUGAAUCAAUCGCAGCAACUCGUGUCAUAAAUCAGUAUCUCAUUUUCCCGCGGUCGUCGCCGCCGGUAAGCAGCUCCAUAAUCACUCAAUUAACCUAUCGAUAGGCUUAGAUAGCGUGUAUCACGGAGAAGCCACAGGUCACUAUAGACGCAUUUUAUGCAUAAACAGCAUGAAACGCAGAGGGUUUUUUCCGAUAAAAAUCACCCCAAACCAGGGGCGGGUACGAGAUACUGUUAUUAAAGACUGUAUUGCGCCGUUAGUGGAUUAGUUAAGCAUGUUACACACACUAAUCUUGGGAAAAAACAAUUGCGCGCUGCGUCGAACAUCUUCUUUACUGCGAUCGACAACUCGCUCAAACAAUUAAUUAACGAUCGAUAUAACAAAGUAGCCGCGACGCGUGUGUUCCCACCAUUAACGACUUAAUCGAGUACAAACAGCUCCACAUUCAUACACGCUGAACCAAGGUCGAUCUUUUUCCACGAAUUACCGCACCCGUCCAAACCCCGAUCGCGAUGCAAAAGGCAGUUGUAAAAUAUCGGAAUUCUGGUCACGAACGGUACCAACGGACCAACACUAUAUCGCGGGCGAUGCUGCGAGAGAGUAAAAGAUCGUCAAAGAAAAACAAACACUCGACCCGCGAUUCUCCGCCGAUUGGCUUUGUUUGUUUUGCUCAAAAUCACCUGUCUGGCAGUGGUAUCGGUUUCAGCCUCGAGCCACGCAGACUAUCUGAUCGCGUAAAGCCGAGCCAUGCCAUGAUUUAUGAAUAGCAGCACCAUUAAUCCAGCUUAACUCCCCCUGCCGGGACAGGUUUUAACACCUCUCCGUAGCGUGCUGUGUUCUCUCCGGCAGAUCAACCCGUCGUAGAAAGUACUGCUCACGCGAGAGAAUUGCGAAGGAGUUUUAGUCAACGGAGAACAACGAAGGGUUACGGACGUGCCUGGCGAUCGUGAUCCUCGUGGUAGCACACGAUCGUUGAACAUUCGUGAUACUGUGGAUCGCUGCAUCCACACCCUAGCCCAGGUGGCUUCUGCAGCAGGUCGAAAUGAAAUUUGUGAUUACGGUGUUGAUCCUCGUGUUGUCCUGCGAUCAACAGCGCGGAGUUGGCGCAAAGUUGUACAAGAGCUGCGAGUUGGCGCGAGAGUUGGCCCUCAAGCAGGUGCCGGAAGAACAGAUCGGUGACUGGCUGUGCAUCGCUGAGCACGGGGCCAGAUUCAACAGUUCGGCUGUCAAUCUCAAGUACAAACGUUUCGGUGGCUCAGCGUACUAUGGGAUCUUUCAAAUCAGUGAUCUUUACGGCUGCCUAAAGAGUAGUUCCAUAUGCGGACUGACCUGUGCUGACCUGCAGGACGACGAGGUAGAAGACGAUAUUGACUGCGCGCGGCAGAUUCACAGAGAGUACAAUCGAGAGAUCGGAGACGGUUUCGCAGCAUGGCCAGUGUACAAGACUCAUUGUCAGCAUCUCGCGAUCAAGGCUGAUUUUAGUGACUGUUUAAACGAAGAGGUCAUUCGCUUCCAGCGGUAUUACAAGAAGAAGAAGGCUAAGGCUAAGAAAGCCGAACUUGAGCCGAGUGUUCCCGUGGGUAAAGUGUACGAACGUUGUGAGCUGGCUGUUGAGCUUCGGGACAAGUUUAAGCUGCCACAGGAUCAGAUUGCAACGUGGGUUUGCAUCGCGUAUCACGAGAGUCGUUUCAACACCUCUGCAGAGGGUCGACUGAACGCGGAUGGUAGUGGCGAUCAUGGGCUGUUCCAGAUCAGUGACAUCUAUUGGUGCUCGUAUUCGAGCCAACCAGGCAAAGCAUGUGGUGUAACGUGCGAGGACAUGAAAAACAGUGACAUCAGCGAUGAUAUCCGUUGCAUUCAGAUCAUCUUCGACGAACAUCGUAGGAUUUCCGGAAAUGGGUUCAACGCGUGGUCGGUGUACAAGCCGUACUGUCAAGGCAGAGAAGAAAGCUUUAUUCACAACUGCUUCGACGAAACAGUACCAUCAACUUCGAUCCGUCCUCGGCCUGGCAUAACUGCACCGACUCAACCUGGGAAAAAGUCUGCUCUCACGGUGGCACCACCAAUUGGUAAAGUGUACGAUCGUUGCGAGUUGGCCAACGAUCUGCUGCACAAGUUCAACUUCCCAAGGGAGCAAGUGGCCACGUGGGUUUGCAUUGCGUAUCACGAAAGCAGCUUCAACACGUCGGCUGAAGGACGUUUGAACGCCGAUGGUAGUGGUGAUCAUGGCCUGUUUCAAAUCAGCGAUAUCUACUGGUGUUCACCGCCUGGAAAUGGUUGGGCUUGCGGAGUGAGCUGUGCGGAUCUGAAGGAUAGUGACAUUACGGAUGAUGUUAAGUGUGUACGUACGAUUUUUGAGGAACAUCAGCGGCUUUCCGGAGACGGAUUUAACGCAUGGUCAGUGUACAAACCGUACUGCCAGGGCAUGUCGGAAAGCUUUACCCGAGGGUGCUUCGGAUCGGAUGAUGAUCAACCGGUCACCGCUGGACUACCAAAACCUGCCAUAACAGCGCCGACGCGCAUUCCUCCAAGAAAGACCGCGUCGUCUAGAGGAAAGGUCUACAACCGUUGCGAGCUGGCUAGGGAACUUUACUUCCAGCAUCACUACUCAUACGAGGAUGCCGCCAUGUGGACUUGUAUAGCCCAAUAUCAGUCGAACUACAACACUGCCGCCGUCGGAACCGGUGCCGGAGAUGUUCGGUACCACGGAAUGUUCCAGCUUAGUGAUGAGUACUGGUGUUCACCACCCGGCAAGGGUUGGGUCUGUGGAUUGCCCUGUUCCGAUCUAGAGGAUGACGACAUCACAGACGAUCUUGCCUGCAUGCGACACAUUUACGAAGAGCAUCAACGAAUCUCCGGAGAUGGGUUUAACGCGUGGGCGGUUUAUCAACCGUACUGCAAGGGAAAGGCUUUGGAAAUGGUGAAGGGAUGCUUAGAGGAGGGUGAAAAUGCCGUUGUCCCUACGACCACAACAAGGAGACCUCCUACGAAAAAGAAGAACGUUGGAGUUGGUAAAAUCUACAGCCGAUGCGAGUUGGCUCAGGAGUUGUACUACAAGCACAAUCUGCCAUUUGAACAGAUAGCGACUUGGGUGUGUAUCGCGCAUAGAGAGUCAAACUAUAACGUGUCAGCAAUUGGACGUCUGAAUGCGGACGGAAGCGAAGAUCAUGGUCUGUUCCAAAUCAGCGAUAUCUACUGGUGUUCACCACCUGGCAAGGGGUGGGUCUGUGGACUGUCGUGUUCAGAUCUCGAGGAUAACGACCUGACGGAUGAUGUGGAAUGUAUGAAAACGAUAUACGAAGAGCACACUCGGCUGUCCGGCGAUGGAUUCACGGCUUGGGCAGUGUAUCGUCCUUAUUGUCAGGGAAGAUCAGAUCAUUACAUCAAUGGAUGUUUCGAUGCCGAUCCCACAACAACCACAGUUCUACCAAGUACAACAAAGCGAUUCUCGAGUACAUCUCCGAGAACAACUCGUUGGAGUCCCAUAACGAGCAAAACAACACUGCUACCAACAACAUCACCGACAACACAACGUCCAACCAUAUCGACAACCACUGCCCGUUCCGCCAUCAAAUCAACCACGAGUUUGUUCGACUUUUACCUGAACCAGUUUGGCCGUCCAAACACGACACCGGCGACCUUCAGACCGUUCAGAACGACUUCUAUUUCCCCUGUUCGCACCCCGUGGUCGUCUUCGUCAACGGUGGCACGUGACUUUACGCCGGGGACACUUUCCACGGCCAGCAGAACGACAACGUUGCCACCCACCACCAAGUAUUCAAACUUUGAUCAACUGUUCGCUAACCUUAAGCAUGGCUAAUGGUCGCCGUUUUGCCCGAAUCAAUAAACGCUGCUUUUUUCGUA
Molecule: messenger RNA, 4595 nt
Organism: Culex pipiens pallens (northern house mosquito)
Lineage: Eukaryota; Metazoa; Arthropoda; Insecta; Diptera; Culicidae
Exons: 1
Coding region: 1774-4551 (925 amino acids)
Source: RefSeq, a predicted model, not a curated record